AUGUCGAACACCAGAUUCCGCGUGCUCCUCACCAACGAUGACGGUCCGCCGAGUGCCGAGUCUUCACCGUACAUCUUCGGGUUUUGGCACUACCUUACGACCGAACUUGGAUGGGAUGUGAAAGUCGUGAUUCCGAGCUCGCAGAAGUCGUGGAUCGGCAAGGCGUAUCAGAUACAUGAUACCAUACAGGGAAACUACUUCUAUCCCAAAUUGCCAGAUGGGGAAGGCGAGGUAUCAGAAACAUCCAGGCCUCUGAAGGAGGGCGAACUCGGCGAAUGGGUCCUGUUGGACGGCACCCCGGCAUCAUGUUCUAAUAUUGCUCUUCACAAUCUGUACAAGGAUGAGAUUGACCUUGUGCUCAGUGGCCCCAAUCUUGGACGGAACACGUCCUCUGCCUUUGCAUUAUCUUCUGGUACCAUUGGCGCUGCCUUAUCCGCCGCACUAUCCAGCACCCGCGCCAUCGCUCUUUCAUAUGGGACUGUAGGACGUGCGCCUCCAGCAGAACUGUACCUCCCAGCACACGCGCUCGGGGCAUCUAUCAUUCAGCAUCUUCUCAAGAACUGGGGUAUAGAUGCAGACGGUGUACGCGCAGGCGAGAUCGAUAUUUACAACGUCAAUAUCCCGAUGGUACCAGGACUACUCGCGGAAGAGGGGAUGCCCGUACUUUAUACGCGCAUCUGGCGCAAUACGUACGGUCGUCUGUUCAAGGCGCUACCUCGAACUACGGAUGCAUCUCCCGACGUGUCUGCCGCUGGACCUGGUGAUGCUGUCACACAAGGGGCGGGACAGAAGGAGGUGCAUGAAGAAGAGGUGGGCAAGCUGAGCUUCAAGUUUGCCCCGGAUAUGUCGGGGCUCAUCGGCUCACGACUGGAUACACUUCCGGAGGGAUCUGAUGCAUGGGCGAUGGAGAGGGGAUGGGCGUCGGUGACGCCUGUAAGGGCUAGCUUUGCCGAACCUAGCGCAAUCGACGUAUUUCCCGAAGGCGCAUCGCUUCAGGAUAGGUUGAUAAAGCUAUGA
This is a messenger RNA of Peniophora sp. CBMAI 1063, 1017 nucleotides long. Lineage: Eukaryota; Fungi; Basidiomycota; Agaricomycetes; Russulales; Peniophoraceae. The record is from the annotation of a GenBank genome assembly.